AAAUCUAAUCACUUCACAAUAAUGCUGUUGUUUGUGGUGGUAAUGGUAGGUUUGGUGGAGCAAGGGAAGGGCCAGAAUUGUGGUAGCACUUUCUUUUCGGCGCUUGUUCAGCUAAUACCUUGCAGGGCAGCGGUUGCACCGUUUAGCCCCAUUCCACCAAGUGAGGCAUGCUGUACUGCCAUCAAAUCUCUCGGCCAGCCUUGUUUGUGUGUCCUUAUCAAUGGCCCUCCAAUCACUGGCGUUGAUCGCAACAUGGCAUUGCAGCUCCCAGAGAAGUGCGUUGCUAACUUCGAACCAUGUAAAUCUCUCUCUCUCUCUGGAUUGUGGUAUUGGGAAGUAAAAGUACAGGAAGAACAGAUCAUCCCGGGAAAUACUUGCGAAUAA
Molecule: messenger RNA, 384 nt
Organism: Camellia sinensis
Lineage: Eukaryota; Viridiplantae; Streptophyta; Magnoliopsida; Ericales; Theaceae
Source: RefSeq, a predicted model, not a curated record